Adineta steineri is the source of this 1091-nucleotide messenger RNA. NCBI's taxonomy places the organism in Eukaryota, Metazoa, Rotifera, Eurotatoria, Adinetida, Adinetidae. The record is from the annotation of a GenBank genome assembly.
UGGAUCAUCCAACAGAUGUGAUUGUUGAUGAACAAAGUCAUUCGAUUAUCAUUGCUGAUUCUUUGAACAGACGAGUAAUCCAGUGGAUGAAUCAAAAUCAACAAGUUCUCAUUCAGAAUAUUGAUUGUUAUGGUUUGGCAAUGGAUAAAAAUGGAUUUCUUUAUGUUUCUGAUCGUGUGAAGAAUGUAGUGUGGCGAUGGAAAAUGGGUGAAUACAAUGAAGGAGUUGUAGUGGCAGGUGGAAACGGAAAAGGAAAUCAACUCAAUCAAUUAUAUGGUCCUACUUUUAUCUUUGUUGAUGAAUAUCAAUCUAUUUAUGUUUCAGAUUCUGACAAUCAUCGUGUGAUGAAAUGGAAAAAAGGUUCAAAAAACGGAACAAUUGUAGCUGGAGGAAAUGGUGAAGGGAGAAAUCUCAUUCAAUUGUCUUCACCUUAUGGAGUCAUUGUUGAUAAUUUGGGUCAAAUAUAUGUGGCAGAUCGUGGGAAUGAUCGAAUAAUGCGUUGGAAUGAAGGAAAAGGUGAAGUUGCUGUUGGGGGAAAUGGCAAAGAAAAUCAAUUGUAUGGUCCCCGUGAUUUAUCUUUUGAUGAUGAAAAAAAUUUUUAUGUUGUUGAUUUAGGAAAUAAUCGAAUUCAAAAGUUUCAAAUAAUUUUUAAUAAACAACAACAACAUAAUACAAACAUUCCUGCAAUACAUGUUCAUAAUCCAGUGAGUAAUCAACAAAAACGAAAGAUUGAAACAUCAUCAGCUUGGUCAAAUCGUGAAGAAACACAAGCAACAUUCAUCGGAAUUAUGUGCCACUACUCCUUUUCCAACUUAUUCACCAUUAAUUAUGCUAUGGAUAAUUCAAAUUCAACAUGGAAUAAUAUAUCUGUGACAAAUUCAAAUCAAUUUCAUUGGGAAUAUUCACAUAAUGAACAACAACCUCAAACAUCAACUAUUCCAAAUGAUUUUCCACUUUAUGAUCCAUGUAAUAGUAAUACUGGUCUAAAUAUUCCAUCAUCAACCAUACUUACUCAUAUACAAAUUCUACAAGUGAAUGAUGUCGAUGAAAUGGAUGCACUUGAUAAAGAAAUUGAAGAUUUUAAAAAGUAA